Messenger RNA from Parastagonospora nodorum SN15, 990 nucleotides. RefSeq lists its product as hypothetical. The record is from RefSeq and is a predicted model, not a curated record. Gene Ontology annotation, biological process: polyprenol catabolic process; dolichol-linked oligosaccharide biosynthetic process. Lineage: Eukaryota; Fungi; Ascomycota; Dothideomycetes; Pleosporales; Phaeosphaeriaceae. Gene Ontology annotation, molecular function: 3-oxo-5-alpha-steroid 4-dehydrogenase activity. Gene Ontology annotation, cellular component: endoplasmic reticulum. Bases 1 to 990 code for a protein of 329 amino acids. The transcript has 2 exons.
AUGGGCCAAACUCUAAUUCGCAUUAUUGGCGCACUCCGCCCGCAUCAUUUCCUCGUCACUGUGCUGUGCCCGCCAAGUGCCUCGCGCAGUGCACACUUCUCUCUCAUCACCACCAUGUCACGCCCAGCACCGCCAGCCAGCAGCCUCGAGCACCCGGCGAACACACCCGCCGUGCUGCUGCGCGUCUUCUAUCUGGCUGCCUCUCUUCUUAUUCUGGCCAUCCAGCUUGUUCCUGCCCUGCGCCGCCGCUUUCUUGUAUACGGCUCUCGUACCACUCCAACGGGCAAAAGCGCCCCGAGCGAGGAGCCCGCGCAGAAGACGGCCCUCGACACGCUCCUCGACGACUUCGCCGCCAUCCAGGUCCCCCACAACUACUUCACCCACUUCUACAUCACCUCGGUCAUCUCCUCGCUCUUCUGGGGCCUAUGGCUGCGCGUGUGGACCACGCCCGGCCAGCUGCAGGUCGUGUGGAUGCUCAUGCUGCUGCAGGGCGUGCGCAGGCUGCUCGAGUCCGACGCCUACACGUCCAAAAGCAAGAGCAGGAUGUGGUUCGUCCAUUGGCUGCUGGGCAUUGCUUUUUACCUCGCCAUGAACGUCUCCAUAUGGAUCGAGGGCGCCCAUCAGGGUCCGAGACACUGGUCCACCACCAUGCUCGUGCCUGCCGUCCUGACUGCGCACGUGUUUCAGCACAGCUUCCACGCCUACCUCUAUCGCUUGCGCAGCGAGAAGAAGGGCUACCAGCUGCCAUCACACCCCAUCUUUACUAAUCUGCUGUGUCCACACUACACGUGCGAAGUUCUCAUCUACACAUUUCUGUCGUUCCUCGCUGCGCCCGACGGCCGCUGGGUGAGCUGGACUAUGGUGUGCGGCACCAUCUUCGUGGCCUCAAACCUGGGUGUGACCGCCUGGGGUACCAAGGAGUGGUAUGCCGAGAAGUUUGGCCAGGACAAGGUAGGUCACCGCAAGAGGAUGGUGCCAUGGAUAUGGUAG